Molecule: messenger RNA, 1460 nt
Organism: Aedes albopictus (Asian tiger mosquito)
Lineage: Eukaryota; Metazoa; Arthropoda; Insecta; Diptera; Culicidae
Exons: 2
Coding region: 42-1343 (433 amino acids)
Molecular function (GO): zinc ion binding; nucleic acid binding
Source: RefSeq, a predicted model, not a curated record
UUUUAGGUUUGAGGGACGAAGAACUGAAAAAGAAAUUAUUAAUGGAAGACGGAAUGAAUCUUGAAGAGGUGGAAAAAAGGGUUGUGAGAAGUGAGUUGGCCAAUUUGAGAGCAAAAUAUUUAGGAGAUGACGGUUCAAGAGUGUUUUCAAUCCAACACAGGCUAGGUGUGAGAAAUAAUGAGUACGGAGAGAGUAGCGGUUACAGGCAAGGGAGAACAUUUGUUCGUUUCAGUAGUAAUAAUCGUAGAAGUAGUCGUGACCGAAGUGGUGGUAGGAUGCAAAGAACAGACAAUACAUAUAGUCGUGAUAGAUACAAUAAUAAUGGCCGCGAUAGGUAUAACAACGGAUACAACAAUAGACGUCCAGACAUGCGUCCAGACCACUCACAAUUGACUUGCAACUACUGUAAACGGUUGGGACAUAUCAAGCGAAACUGCAGGUUAUUAAAAGGAUCACAGGGGUCACAGGGAUCACAAGCGAUAAAUUUGGUUGAAGAGGAGAAUUUAGACAAAGUAGAUGGUACCUAUGAUUUUAAACGAUUAAAAAUUGAUUCAAAGGACUCAGAUAGCGAUGAAGAAAUCUAUCCCUGUAUGAUGAUAGGUACUAUAAAUCAUAUUAACGAACCUUGCUUAGUAAACGCUUUGAUAGGUAACCAUAGACUGCAGAUGGAGAUUGAUUGCGGUGCAGCAGUCUCCGUUAUGAGUGGCUGUACUUAUUCCACAACAUUUUCUCACUUAAAAGUUUUGCCUUGUAAAAGUAAACUAGUAGUGGUCAACGGAGAAGCUUUGGAUAUUUUGGGUAAAAUUUUCGUAAAUGUUUGGUUGAAUAACAAGGAACAACAAGUGUCAUUCAUCAUUUUGAACAGUAAGCACAAUUUCACUCCAUUAGUUAGACGUAAUUGGUUGGACAUUUUUUAUACUGGAUGGAGGCAGGUAUUUUCAAAACCAUUGUUGGUAAAUAACAUCGACGGAGCAGCCGGUACCACCAGAUAUGAUCCAGGUAGCAUUAAAGUAAUGUUUCCAAAUGUUUUUAAGAAAGACUUAAGUCAACCAAUUAUAGGGCACGAAGCAAACCUCACUUUAAAAAAAGAGGCACCAAUUUUUCGUAAGGCAUACGACGUACCGUACAGGCUUAGGGAUAAGGUGUUGAAACAUAUGGAGCAUUUGGAAGAACAGCGAAUCAUAACACCAAUCGACGUUAGUGAAUGGGCUUCCCCAGUGGUGAUCGUACUUAAGAAGGACGGAGACAUACGCAUGACACACGAUGAAUGCUCAUCGGAACCAGAUCAGGAUAACGAAGAAACGCGAGGGAAGCACUAUGAUCCGAGUGGCCCUUCCGAGUAGUAAGCGGCCCAGAGAGGUUUCAAGUUCGGAUGAUGAGGAGUUUCUGGAUUUUCCCAAUGAGCCGAAGCCAAUUUUCCCGGAGAUUGGAAACCCUGAACCCGAAGCAGUUAGACGGAG